GGCGCCGCUCAGCACGGGAUACAUGCUCGGUCUCAUUGGCGCCUCCAUGCUUCACCUUUGCCGUCAUCUUGCCUCCCGCCCACGAUCUACCUCGCAAAGUCUAAUCCUCGCCGUAUAGAGUGUCGUCUCGAGGCCGUCGGUGGGAGGGCAGGAUUCUGCAUGGGACCAGUAUCAUAUCUACGAUCUGGGAGGAACCCGCCGCGAAUUCAUCCAGUUCCUGUCGCUACCCAUAUACCCAUACCAUCCGCCCUCCGGCAUUCAACCUUCGCCUAAGCCAUGGCCGUAACCGCAUUCACACCACCGCCGGAGCCGCCAGUCACCUUCACAUCGAAUCGUGAAGCCAAGGGAAGCAUUGUGUCCUGUUCAGACAGGUCAACAUAUUCGACAUCCAGCUCGUGGCCGGAGCUCACCAGUCCAAUUUUCUCAACUUCCGCCAAGGCCUUCAUCGUUACACCCGAAAGCCUCAACGACUCACCAUGUGCCAUUGUACCCAAGGUGGAAGAGCUCGAUGACGGCGCGAGUUCAUUGAACAAAGUCCAGGAUAUCGUCGAGGCUAAACUCUAUCACGCGGAGGAAGGUCCUCGAAAGCGCGGACGGCCGCGAAAAUAUCCUGUUGUCGAGCAAAAGAAGUCGACGCACAUUAGAUCGAAAACAGGAUGCAAGACUUGCAGAAGAAGGAAGAAGAAAUGCGACGAAGGGCGACCUUCUUGCCAGAAUUGCGAGAAGAACAAUGUUCUCUGCGAAGGCUACGAAGAUAAGAAGGCUUGGCGGAGUGGCAAGCAGAAGGCUCUGGAGCAGGAUCCUUCGGUCGAGCAGAAAGCUCAGGUGCAAUCAGCGUCCUUGGACCCGGCCGUUGUGAAGCAAAAUUCCCCGGUCGAAAUGAGGACAGUCGUCGCUCGCCCCAUGCCCGUCCAACAGGCCUGGGCUUCUGAGGAUGACUAUAUGACCCAGCGUUUUUGGUGGCACUAUAAGGAGACACUCAGUGGAGUGCUAUCUGUCAACGACCACUACAACCCAUUCUACAAGCUGGUACUACCCAUGGCAAUUCAGCAUGAAGGCGUCAGGGCCAGUGUGCUCUAUCUAUCAGCAAGCUCGCUGAUGGCAAAUGCGACAACCGUGGACGAGUUAAUGUUGGCGCGGCAAGCAGACGCUUGCACCAACGCGGUCACCUCGCUCAAUGAACAAAUCAGCAACCUUAGACUCGGCGACGCUGGCAGUAACGAGCACGCCGCGGCAUCUGUGAGUGACCCUCUCAUUGCACAGACGCUAUUGCUCUGUUUGCAAACAAUAUGCAGCGGCGACCUGGAGGGGAAAUGGCAGGGCCACAUUCAAGCCUUGAAGUACAUGCUCUCACAGACGCCGCUAGCAUGUGCCGAUACGCAAUUCCGGCAAUUUGUCUUGGAAUUCCUGGUAUACCACGACUACUCCAGCGCGAUCACCUCAUUCGAGAAUCCGCUCAACGAUCAAAGCUCGCAACUAAUGGAGAGUUUUGGAUUGCCAGCCAUUGCGCAAUCUCACGCUGCCACAUUACUCGGUGUCACGGAUGGCUUGUUUGGAUAUAUCGCACGGAUCCGAAAACUAAGAGACGAGCUUCGAUACGAAAGCAAUCACGGAGUCAUACCAGCGACCAGUUACGCGGAAGCGCAUAGCUUGCACGAGGAGCUUGCAAAUUGGGUCUGCCCCUACGCAGAAGACACACCACGAUAUUGGGCCAGUCUGCUAUACCGACAAUGCGUCUGCCUUUACCUCCACCGCACCACGAUGCCAUCGAAACCAUGCACCGCCUUCAAAGUGGGCGUUGACGACGGACUGGAGUACCUGCGCCGCCUCCCUCGCGAAGGAGACGACAGCGCGACUCAGAGCAUCCUUCUCAUGCCGCUUUUCCUGCUCGGCUGCUCUGCCUUUGAGCUUGCACAACGCCUGGAGAUCGCCGAGGCUUUCGACCGACUACAAAACUGGAGCUCGCUGGGAAAUAUCAAGUACGCGCGGGAGAUCGUGCAGGAGAUUUGGCAGAUGAUGGACGAUGGAAGAGCAGAAGAGACGUGGUACUGGGAAGGUGUUAUCCAAAGACGAGGCUGGAAUUUUCUGAUCACAUGAGCAAGGAUUUUUACACUGCUCUCACCGGAGCCCGCUUCUCCUUCGACAAAGCCACGGCCGGCCUGUCAGUAACACGGACGACACUUGACGACAUGCCGUGCGGUCAAUACUGGACAACAGUACCAGGUACCUUCACCACUGGAUACGCAGGCGCAGCUGAAAACGAACAACAUUUUAACAUGUCUAUUUCUCGGAUUUGUUUCACGGUUUGGGGACAGGAGGACUUCUGGCAUCACGAAAUUUUCGAUUCAUGAAAAGUACGACAGUGCCAACAACGCUCACGAGAGACCAAGACGAACAGAGCCGGAUCUCAGAGUAGGAGGGCGCACUACGACGGAAAACAGAAGUCGGCGCAAAAAAGAGUGCGCAACAACAGGAGCAUAUGCGACGCAGAGGAAGGGACGGGCAUGACUUGAUGGAAGCAUUUGGUAUGGAGUUGUUUCUUUGGGACGAAUUCCUCUUGGGUUUUUGUAUUGAUAUGACUUAUGUUUGCAUUGGAUUGGUUAACGAG
Molecule: messenger RNA, 2608 nt
Organism: Cercospora beticola
Lineage: Eukaryota; Fungi; Ascomycota; Dothideomycetes; Mycosphaerellales; Mycosphaerellaceae
Product: Zn(II)2Cys6 transcription factor
Biological process (GO): positive regulation of transcription by RNA polymerase II
Cellular component (GO): nucleus
Molecular function (GO): zinc ion binding; transcription cis-regulatory region binding; DNA-binding transcription factor activity, RNA polymerase II-specific
Source: RefSeq, a predicted model, not a curated record